AAGACUGGUUUACCUUUUUUAUUAUUUUAAUUUUAAAAAUAAGACUUUACCACCUCAUUACUAGCUAACGUAAACAUGUAUUAAAAUACGUAUCGCGUGACUUUACUAACGCUGCGGAUUUCGUUUCGUAUCUAUUUACGUCCGGGUUAGUUUACGUCUGGCCUAGUUUACUUCCGGGAUAAUUUUGUAACUUCAAAACACAACGCGACUGUACUUUCCUCCAUUGUCGGUGCCUCCAUGGCCACUGCGGUCCUCAUCGCUGCCGUCGUCGGUGGCGGGGUCCUGCUCGUCAUGCGCCGCUUGUUCCCCCGACAGAACGCCGUCGAGCUGCUCCGGUACCCGGCUGGCCUGAUGCAAGGAAAGACGGUGAUCGUGACCGGAGCUAACUGCGGAAUCGGGAAGGCCCUAGUCGGGGAGCUGCUGAAGCUCCAGGCCCGGGUCAUCAUGGCCUGCCGGGACCGGCAGAGUGCCACCGAGGCGGCCCGGGACAUCCAGGGAAAUUCGGGAGCAGAGCUCGGGGAGGUGGUCAUCAAACAGCUGGACCUGGCGUCGCUCACGUCGGUCCGUAAAUUUUGUCAAGAGAUUCAAGAGGAAGAGCCCAAGAUUGACGUCCUUGUCAACAACGCGGGCGUCUACCAGUGUCCCUACUCCAAGACGGAGGACGGCUUUGAAAUGCAGCUCGGCGUCAAUCACCUGGGUCACUUCCUACUCACCAACCUGCUGCUCGACCUCCUCAAGAGCUCCGUCCCCAGCCGCGUGGUCGUGGUCUCCUCUAAACUGUACAAGUACGGUCACAUCAACUUUGAUGACCUGAACAGCGAGAGUAAAUACAACAAGGCGUUCUGCUACAGUCAGAGUAAGCUAGCCAACCUGCUGUUCACCCUUGAACUGGCACACCGGCUGGAGGGCUCGGGAGUGACGGUCAAUGCGCUCACGCCCGGCAUCGUGAGGACCAAGCUGGGCAGGCACGUUCAUAUCCCCAUCCUGGCGAAGCCGCUCUUCUACUUGGCGUCGCUGCUCUUCUUCAAGAGUCCGCUGGAGGGGGCCCAGACCCCUCUCUACCUGGCUUGCUCCCCGGAUGCGGAGUGGGUGUCUGGGAAGUGCUUCGCUAACUGCGAAGAAGAGGAGCUGCUAGCGAAGGCUACGGACGGACAGGCGGCCAAGAGGCUGUGGGACGUGAGCAGGAGGUUGGUCGGACUGGAGGACUGAUUUUGUGACUUUGGGCUACCUUACAAAGCUAGUUGAGACACAACAAGAGUGAAAGACCACCUUGAGUAUCUAAUUACCACUGCAUUGAGCCAAUAAAAUGUUCAAGGGUCCACGGAAAUGAUUGCCAAUUUUUUCUUAUUCCUGUAAAUAUUGUCAUUCAUUCAGAUCAUUUUAUUCUCAGGGCAUUGAAUCGGUCACAGCUGGACUGUUUUGGUUGUCUUAGAAGACAUUUCGCCUCUCAUCCGAGCAGGCUUAAUCAGUUCAUGCACGAGGCUAGCUAGGACAGCACUAGUUUUGGGUGUCAAAGGCACGCCCCAAACCACAAAUGGUAUCGUUUUGAAACACAAAAUGACAGUCUUGAAUACGCCUUACAGAGAGGCAGAUCUUUCGGAGUGAGAGAGACCGUCUAUGUUAAGAUUGGAAGCUCAUCUUUUAAUAAAGGAAGAGGCUAAUGACACCGCCUAUCUCCUCCACAAUACAAAGCCAUCCUUGCGUCCCUUAAUUAAUUUUUUUUACAACUGAAAAGAUUAAUGACCCAACUGCUGCUGUUCACGGCCAGAGGCCUCUCUGCAAUGUAUCUUAACAACUGUCCCAUUUUAAAAUUAUUAACUGUAAUUUAUGCAAUAAAAAGAGAAGUUAACAAUGAUAUAAAAACUAAAAUAGCAAAACUAUUCACCCUUUUUGAAGAUGCCUCAGAGACAUGUAAUAGAAACAGGCAGGGGGGGAGAGGAGGGGGGGGGGGGGUUGGAGCCAACCCACCUCAUAACAAACCUACUCACUUAAUCAAAACCAGGAUAGAAGUCACCACAUUUCCACAUGAUUGCUUCCACAGAGAAACGUGAUGAAUGUGACCUAUUUAUUGUCUGACCUGCUAAAUGUGUUUCAUUUUUGCAGUGUGACAUUAAAGAGGUGGAGAUGUAGUUGGUCCUCUUUGUCUACUAAGUGCUGUAUCGGCAGAAGCAGAACAAUAGGAUAGAUGGGGGAAGAUAAGUGGGAGGGUGAGCUGCAACACAAAAGUGCUGGGACACCAGGCCAUUGUACUGAAUGUGUAGGAAGUGCAAAUGGAACAAAGUAUAGUGUUACCACCCAAAGGUUUUUUGAUGGGUUCGAGUCAGAUUGCCUUGUUCACUGGGAACACCUUCUCAAAACUGUUCCCAUAAAGCUGGAAGCAUAGAAUUGCCCAAAAUGUCUUAAAAUGAAGAAUCAUAAUUACGGAAUAACAUAAGAGGUGUCUCAAAUGCACCCUGUUUAUUUGUAUGUUUUAAAAUGCAGUGGUGUAGUAACUACGUCAAUAAAAUUCUUGUUUGCAAGUCCUUCAUGUCUUGCUGAUUUGAGCAUGGCCCAUUUUCACUAAUGCAUGGUACGCGCACACCAAUUAUCGGGUCAAACAAGCAACCCCCCUCCCCCCACCCCACCUUUCCAAUAAAAAGUCAGCUAAAGUCUGAUUAUCAGAUUUCUGUAAAAGAUUAUCCUGAACAAUUAUUCAGUGGUGUGUGGUGUGAUUUCUCCCCAAUCUGUUUGGAAAACAAUCAGGGCAGACAGUCUUAAUGCUAAAGGCCCGGACUCUCUGAUCUGUAAUAGCCAAUUAGGUAGCGACCUGAAGCUCGCUAUUGGGCCGAUCACAAAUAGAGGAGCAACUGGUUGUGUUUAUUAUCUUAAUAAUGUGUCUCACAAGUCAUUCACCACAAUACAAAUGACAGAAACGAGUUAACUCCAAACAGCCGAGCUUCAUCUUUUUCUAUUUCUUUGUAUUUUCCAGCAGUCUGAAUACUCUGUGGUGCUUUGAUACCUGUCAUAGAUUAGUCUUGGUACUACAACAAACCUGGUUUGGCAGAGGAGAUUCAUAAAUGUCUUGUGUCUGUGGGAGGGAAGAAAAAAAAAAAAACCACACACUGCACCACAGGUUAAUCUUUUAGGGACAUGCAAUAACCGACCCUUUGGUGACUAAUCGGAAGAUGUUGACAAAAAUAAUCCUCAAAUUUGGUCUGUAUACAUAUUAUACAGUAUAUACUUCCUCAGCCAAGAUGAAGUAGUGACUCACACCACACGGCCACAUCACAAAAGGUCCCGUUUAAACAAUCAAGGAUCGUCUGAAUACUUUGUGCUUUUAUUGAGCCAAUAAACAACCAAAAAUAUAUAAACAUGCACAGUUCAUAAAAGGAAUAAAAGUUAUAUUGUCUUGGAGGGG
Messenger RNA from Phycodurus eques (leafy seadragon), 3397 nucleotides. RefSeq names its product retinol dehydrogenase 14b (gene rdh14b). The transcript has 2 exons. Bases 238 to 1209 code for a protein of 323 amino acids. NCBI's taxonomy places the organism in Eukaryota, Metazoa, Chordata, Actinopteri, Syngnathiformes, Syngnathidae. The record is from RefSeq and is a predicted model, not a curated record.